Motacilla alba alba is the source of this 2527-nucleotide messenger RNA. It is a transcript of the gene TMEM69, whose product is annotated as transmembrane protein 69. The coding region runs from base 602 to 1366 and encodes 254 amino acids. The transcript has 3 exons. Lineage: Eukaryota; Metazoa; Chordata; Aves; Passeriformes; Motacillidae. The record is from RefSeq and is a predicted model, not a curated record.
CCAGAAGCCUACCCGCCAUCUCCGCCGUGCCGAGGGGCGAGCGGCGCGCCGCAGGGCGAGCUGGGAUUCGUAGUCUGCUGGUGAAAGGCUUGCCCGAUGCCGUGAUGCCGGAAGGCAGAAAGCAGGAACGGCCGCGCUGCUCCCCAGGAGAGGUUCUGUCCCACGGGCAGGAGAGGAGCGUGUCGCUCCUCUGCCAGACCGACCGCGGCCCUCGGGCUGAGAGUGACCGCCGCUGCUGCCCCCGGUAUCGGCUCGGUGGGCCUUCCGCGGCUCGGAGGAACACGACGGGCCGCGCCGUUUCCCGCCCGGACCGAUAGUGCUAAGCACCGGGCGCCGUCGGAGCGCUUGUGCAGCACCGGAAGCCUCCACAGCUGGUGGGGCCGGGGCGGUGGCGGCGCCCGGUGAGUUCUGCCCGGUUCCCGGAGGGCAGGGCGGCCCCACCUCCCUCUGGAAGAUACAUAUAUUCUCCGCUCCCUUCGCCCUCUCGCAGGGCAGUUUGGUUGUCGGAGCCACCUUUCCCUCCCGGCGUAGCAGGACCGGGAUCUGCGGAGUCAAAUCCAGGCGAGCCGCUCACCUUCCCCCGGGCAUUAACAAAACAAAUAUGUUUCCUCUCAUACAACGAUGCUGCUUCAACACGCUUUUCAAACUGCAGCAGUUACCUGGUGCCAGCGUGCUGCUCCGUGGGAGGAAUAGGACAGCCUGCUCUUCCCUGGCCCUCCUCCGGCUGCAGAGACACGCACGGCCUCUCUCCACAUCUCUGAGCCUCAAGCCAGCAUCACUUUACACAGCCCAGCUCCGGCCUUUCCACACCUCUCUCCCCGUCUCCAAGAAGAAAACCUCUGCAGAAUCUGAGGCGCAGUCACAGGAAGGCCCGGGGUCGCUGAAGGAUUGUCCCAAGCCAGCCCUUUACUUAAGCCUGGGGGGGCUGGUUCCCUUUGUGGCCGUGCCUCUGGCCAUGGCCACGCAGGGCACCUACUGCCCAGAGCUGGCCUUUGCUCAGGUGGCCUACGCUGCUGCCACAGCCUCCUUCCUGGGGGGAAUGAGGUGGGGCUUUGCUCUCCCAGAAAACAGCCCGGCCAAGCCAGACUGGCUGAACCUGGCUAACGGCACAGUUCCUGCUCUGCUUGCCUGCCAAGCCUUGCUUUUCAAAGAUGUCACUCAGGGAGCACUGAUGCUCACGGUGGCCUUAGGGAUAGCGCUGCAUUAUGACAUCUCCCUUCUUCCUACUUACCCCAGGUGGUUCAAAGUACUGAGGGUGGUGGGAACAGUGGUGAUGGUAUCAUCCCUGUUGGCCACUGUAGCACUGAAAUCUUUCUUAGAAGGGGAGCAAAGGGAUGACAGAAAAAUACAGCAGAACAUAAAUUAGUAAGUAAGGAAAAGCUAUUAUCUGCUAAUAAGGUGUUUGUAUGGAGUUCCAGGAGAAAUAGAGACUGAUUUGUGCUUAGAACUCAUAUGAUGGCAGGGAUCAAGAUGCUUAUUCUUGAAGCAGAAUGAUUUUCCAGCUGACAGGUGAGGUUUGUUUGCAGUGGCAAGCCAAGGUCAGCACUCACCUGAAGUGUGUCAUUCAGCUGCUGUGCUGGAGUGGGGAAAAGCUGAAGAGGAAGCUUGGUAUGGCUGACAAGGUGCCACAGGAGAAGGAAGGUCAAAUUCCUCCUCAGGCUUAUUGAAAUUAAAAAGGCUAUUUGGGCCACCUGUUCCUAGGUUUUGUUUGGAUUUAGGGCUGCCUGGCAAAGGAAGCUGUGUGCAACACAGCCAAAAAGAUCUGCCAUACUCCCCAAUUAAAGGACAGUUAACUUAUGCUAUGACACAAGGACUUAAGUGCUGGCACUAAGGGAUCAGAUAAUGGGACUGAAAGUAGCUUCUCCCUCCUAAGAAUCCAUACAUUUGGACAGGUACCAACGGACUUCUAUGUAGCCUGCAAACCCUCUGUGAUGGGUCUAUUACUGAAACCACUGCAGAAGCAAAUGCUCUCUGUACUUGAUUCUUCCUAGCACAUCAUUUAGUCGAAGAUACAACCUAAGUCACAUGGAUUUUCUUUUUUGUGUCAGCUACCUCAAGAAGCCUAUGAAAUGGGAUGUGGGCCUAUUUCUUGUAAACUUUUUAUCAGAAGUAUUUAAGUACAGUGUAAGAUGCAGCAAGAAAGCUGAAAAUGCCAUCCACAUGUGGUCUUAGGACCAGAUAAUCCUCAUAGUUCUGUUAAAGCACUAUUCUUCAUCGUUGUUCUACACCAAAUAAAGCACGUGUUGUCCCUUAAAAUUUGUUACCUGUUUGUUCUGCAGAGAACAGAUGUUUAAGAAACCCUGCCUGUCCUGGAGAUGAAACCAUCUUGUAUGAUGUUGCUGAAACAGCAGCUCUGUACAUCAGCCUCUCCCUUUUGCAAUCUGUUAGCAUUUGUAUGUUAAAAGAACAUAAUAAGCAAUUAUGGGUAUCAAUUGCUCUAUGCUGAAUUAUGAAAGUACCCGAUUAAACAAAAUAUUUCAGAGCUUUUUCAACAUAAAGGAAAUAAAAUUGAGUUUGUGAAUGAAAA